AUGGAUGGGAAAGGGGAUCCAGCAGCUGAUUGGAGGAAACUCCAGCCUCCUCCCAGUUAUUCCUCCAGUCAAUCAGAGACGGUGACGGGUUCGAGGUGAGUCACAGAGUCCGGUUUCAAGGUCAGUGUUUUUCUAAAUCUCAAUCAUGCUGAGUCAGUAUCUGAUUCCUCUGCCGGUUGUUCGAUGUUGAGGUUGAGCCAUCUGGACAGAACCAGCUUCCUGUCCCUCACCACCAUGUCCUGGAUGACUCCUGUGAUGUGGUCCAUGUCCCGGAAAGAGCUGGACUUCAGUUCACUUAGUUUGUCUCCUCUGGAUGGAGCGGACACCAACGGAGACAGGUGAGACUUAUAAAAACCGCCUUAAAAGUUUGUUUACUCAACUCUUGACUGAAUUUUCUGAUUCUGAUUCUCCGUGGAAGUCCUUGAAAAGGCCUGGUAUGUUUUUGUUCAUGUGUGCGCAGGCUGCAGACUCUGUGGGAACAGGAGGUGUGUGCCGUCGGUCCACAGAAAGCCUCCCUAAAACGAGUGCUGCUUCGUUUUCAAAGAGACAGACUGCUCUGCGUCCUCUGCAUCAACGUCAUCAUCACGCUGGCCCUGUUUGUCGGCUCGGUGAGUCUUUUUCAUCCAUCGCAGCCAUGACACCAGAUCUAAAAACAGUUUUUAAAAUCUUUUAUUCAGAGACAUGGAACAUUAUGUUUUAUUCAGAGCAACUCAUUUCUUAACUCAUCUAAAAGUAAGGAUAGAAGAUGAAAUAUAGCAGCAUCAUCAGCAUAAAAACUAAACUUUGGCGAAACAACAUCUCUACACAAGUUAUUGAUAGAAACUAUGAAUUGAAUGGGACCGAGAAUAGCGCCUUGUGGGACACCACUUUGUGUUUUUUGAGGGUUUUUAAAGACAGUUCUAUACUAGUCAGCCUCUCUAAGAAAAAGGUGCAAUACUUCAAGGUAGGGGUGGGCGAUAAAUUAUCGUUCACGUUAUAUCAUCAGAAAAUUUUUCCAUGAUAAAUAUUCGCCAUCUCAUGAUAAAUACGAUAAAUAAAAGUUGAUGAUGUAAGCGCGAACAGAUUUGCAGCCAUUGCCCACACAGAGCAGAAUAAUAAACAAACAUGGCCGAAGGUGAUGAAGAAGACGUUUCUGAGCAGCUGGUUACUGAACGAGGAUCCACAUGAGGGAUUUCCUUUAAGACUGGAGUUUAGAUGAGCUCAGUCAGGUCUGCCCAACAUCAGUCAGAGGAUCUGCUGAUGUUCACUCUUUGUAAUAAGAGUUUUCAACAAAUAAUGAAAAUGUUUUCACAGUUGAGACUUGUUUGAGCUCAUCAGUUUUCUCCAUAACCGACCUCUUCAUCUUGCGGUUCAGUAUCUUAUUUGACUUUUCCAACUGGUUUUCUCAAGACAAAAUGAGUCAAAAAUGUAGAUAAGAAUUAUAAUAUUUUUAUCGGGACUUUUACCGUUAUCGGCAGAAUGGCAAAUCUUAUUGUGAUCAAUUUUUUAGCCCAUAUCGCCCAUCCCUACUUCAAGGUCACAUAAUGUGACGUAUUUAAACAACAUUUUCCUCGAUAUCUCUGUAGAAGUUCCUCGUCUUAAUCUUGUAUCCUGUCAGGGUGUCAUUUUCCAUGAGAUCCUCGGCCACAUCAUCCACGAAGAGUCGGCUACAUUUUGGAGAGGCCUGGCUCUGAGUUUUGGUCUGGUCAGUGUGGAGCUCUUCAAGGUUUGCUGCCUCUCCUUGAGCUGGGCCAUCAACCUGAGAACAGGAGUCAGACUGAAAACCGGUUUCUUCAUGCUGGGCUUCAAGAAGAUCAUCGCUCUGGGGAUGCACAGCCGAGUCUCUGCGGCACAGGUGAUGAUCAUUUUAGAUCUAGAUAUGAAGUAGAUGUUCUGCUGCUCUCAGGGGCUCAUGUGGACAGGACGUGUGUGUCUCCUGGGUUUCUUCUCAGAUGGUCAAUGUUUUAACCAGAGACAGUAACAAGCUGUUCGGCGCCGUCCUCCUGGGUCCGCUGGUGCUGCCCUUCCCCCUCCUGCUCAUCAUCUCCUCUGUGUACACCUGCUACAUCCUCGACUACACCGCCCUCAUCGGCAUUUCCAUCUUCAUCGUCUUCAUCGUUCUCCAGGUACACGGACACACAGAGAUAACGCUGACAGUGCAGAAAAAUUAAAGUUUGUUUUCAGAGAGUUUGAUACUCGGAGACGUUUUGUUGUUCAGCACAGAGAUGAUUUGAAUUACAUAAUAUUAAAGAUAACACAUUAUACAUACUCAUCAUCUGGCACUUCACCUUUUUGUCCAGCAGAGGGUGCCAUUGACAUUUGCUGCUGAAGACUGUUAAAGCAAUAACAGGUCAAACUGAGUGAAUCUCACCCAAACUACAAUUUCUUCUGAUUAAAAUUCUCAUCAAUAAUAUCCUGAGUGAUUUUUGAAAAAAGUUCUGUGUGGUUGUUCACAAAAGUAUGAGACACUUUGGUUCCAGUAUUAAAUAAGAGCGAUGAAACGUCAGAUUUAAAGCCACAGCUAAAAAGCAAACAUAUAAAAUAACACGACUGUUUAAAAUCUGCAGGACAGACAGUUAAAGAAAAUCUGGGAACAUCUGAAGUAAAUUAGGGAGCUCCGAGGUCCCUCAAAGGUCAUCGUUUUUACUGUCUUGUGCUCAAAAUCAACGUCCUUCAAAAUGUUCAACUAAAAAAAUCUGAGAAAAGGCACUGGGGGGAAAAAACACAAGGAGACGAUGACAAUGACUAUGAAAGACACUCACUGACCGACAAACGCACACAAUGAACCAACAAGGACAGAGGGGAAGACAGGGACUAUAUACACACUGGGAAACGAGCAACAGGUGAGACAGAUGAGACAGGUGAGACUGAUGAGUGAUUAAUGAAGGAGGGAAAACUAGGAAUCAACUCCUACAAAAUAAAACAGGAAAUAAACACUGAAAACUGAUCUAAAGAAUAAAACACAGAGAACAGGAGGGAAACAGAGUCAAAGACAAACUGAAAACUCUCAAGACAGGACUACAGGGGAACAGAAACACUAAAAAAUAACACAGAAAAUAAACUCAAAUAACAAAACCGAAGAACAAAUCAUGGCACAGAAGACAGUUAUAACCUUUAUAGCCACCAAAUAUGUUGAUCGAGAAGUGUUUGCAUCCACACUCUCUGGCAUUAAUAAUGAUAUAAGGCUCCAACAGGCUCCACAUGAGUCUGUGGGAUGAUAAAGCAGCAGCAGCAAAGACUGUUCAGGACAGAACAGAGCAGGCGUCAGGAGAAAUAUCUGAUGAGAAGAGCUCAGAUCAGAGAUUUAUGCCAGAAAAUAUGAUUUAACUGUGAAUGAAAUCGACACGAUUAUCUUGUUCCUGAAGGACAAUGAACUUGUGUGCAUGUAAUGAAAACUUUUUACGCUGAUCAGAGACUCUUUAAGGAAAAGAAUCCAAUUGAUUUCUACCACUUCAUCAAUACUAAUCAUAUUUUCUCUGUUUGUUUCAGGUUGUGUUGACCAGACUCGUCUAUCACAUCCAGCAGAGCGCAGCCCCCACGACCUCCAGUCGUGUUCGCACCACCAACGAGCUCCUCGCUAACAUCAAACUCAUCAAGAUGUACGUGUGGGAGCAGGUCUUCAGCAGCAAGAUAACAGGUAGGAAGAGUCUCAACAGAUUCACUCUCGUGUUUUAAAGGGUGUUUAUCAAACACAGUCGUCCAAUGAAGCGCCUGAAAUAGUGUGAAUUGUGAUAACUGAGAGAGUCACACUCUGUUUGUGUGUCUGUUUUUGUGUUUGUGUAAGUCAGACAUCAGGACGUCAGAGAGGAGGAUGCUGCAGAAAGCUGCCCUCAUCCAGAAUGUUGUAGCGACCAUUGCCCCCCACGCCCCUCUCAUCGCCAUCAUGAGCACCUUCAUCGUCCACACCUCCCUCGGUUUACCCAUCAACACCAGCACAGUGAGUAAAACCACGACAGCUGUCGUAAAGAGGAGUGCGUCCUUCACAGCAGACAGCAGCUUCCAGUCGACUCUCACUCUUCUGCUUUCAGGCGUAUCCCGUCAUCACCGUCUUCAACUGCAUGAGGUUCUUCCUGUCCAUGGUCCCCGCCGCAGUCAAGCUCGUGGCUGAAGCUGCUCUAGGUGUGAAGCGCCUCGAGGUGAGCGAUUUAUCCAACACAACACUCGCGAAGACUCACCCGCAUGUUUGAGAGUGCAGGAGUUUGUGUUUGUUUGUGCUGCAGAAGUUUUUGCUGAUCGAGAAUCCAGAGCCGUACAUCCUCCGAAAGACAGACAACGCUUGUGCAGCCGUCGUCAUGGAGAACGCCACUCUGUCCUGGACCAAACCGACCCACCUAGCUGAAACGGAGGACAGGGACGACCUGGUGAACAAAACAAGUCACUCUGAAGUGCUGCCCACCCUGAGGAACAUCUCCUUCACCCUGCAGAAGGUCAGCCUGAUGAGACCUCUUUGGAGAUGUGACACUGGGUUGGCCUCUCACACCAGUCUGUCUAUUUUGAAGACACUUUGUCGCCAUCUAGUGGUGUCCACGAUCAGCUGCUCUGUGUUGGUGAUGUUGUGUGUUUCCUGCAGGGCCGACUUCUCGGUGUGUGUGGAAAUGUUGGCAGUGGGAAGACAUCGCUGAUCUGCAGUCUGCUGGAACAGGUGAGUCCACCUGUCAGUCUGCGUGGUGUUUACCUCAAGACUGUAAAACUGCAUUCUUUCUUUUGGCCACCAGAGGGCGACUGAACAGACGGCAAAAAAAGUCUCAUUUUCUAAUUAUUAAUAGAUUAUAAACUGCCUACAAGACCUCAUAGGAUGCUUAUUAACAACGUUAACAAGUUUCAAUAAAUGCAUAAUUAACACAUCUAUUUUUCUGUAAACAUAUAUUAGAUGUUUAUUCACAGUAAUCAGAUUUUAUUUUUUUUUAGUUUUAUUUAUUUUAUUCUAUUUUAUUGUUUUUAAUAUCCUACUUAAAUGGACAGCACUUUAUGUAACAUUCUAUGUAUGAAAAGUGCUUUAUAAAUUAAAUCUGAUUAAUUAAUAUAUAUUUUAAUUUAGGAUAAAUGGACAUAUUAAUUGGCUUAUAAUGCACUAACAGGGAAUUUAUAACCAAUAACAGCAGAGACAGUUUUUAAAAGGUGUUUAUAUACAUUUAUAUAACCCUUUGAUAAAAUAAUGCACUAAACAAAACAAUUUAAACAGCAUUUAUUAACUUUAAUUAGGUGUUUUAUGAAUAAGACAAUUAUAGGUUAAGUUUUAUCAUGUAGGGAUCGAUAACUCUUAAGUUUUCCAGAUUCUCAGUGUUUUUAAAAACAAAGAAAAUUUUAGGUUUUUAUUUGUGGAAAUUCUGGAACAGACUGAGAGCAGAACUACAGCGAAGUCCAACUAUGAUUUACAAAGAAAAAUUAAGAGAGGAUCUUCAGGAAGUGUCAGGAUCAGGAAGGUCUUAAACAGCUGUUAUGAAAACUCACACUGGUGUUUGUUAAAUUCAAUAAUGACAAUAUUCAAAUCUGCGUUUUUGUUUGUGUUGUUAAGAUGCACCUGCAGCAGGGAUCGGUCUCCGUGGACGGAUCGAUCGCCUACGUCUCUCAGCAGGCCUGGAUCUUCUACGGGACAGUCCAGGACAACAUCCUGCUGGGGGAACCUUUGGACCAGUCCAGGUAGAGAGUCCGGUCCCUGUGGGUCAAAGCUAACAGCUGAUACUCGAUGGUGACGUGUCGAUCUUCUGCAGGUACGACAAAGUCAUCAGCAGCUGCAGCCUGGAGGCCGACUUCAACAUCCUGCCUCACGGUGAUCGGACUCUGGUGAGAAACUCUUCCCUCUCUGUGUGUCAGGAGAGUUUAUAAGACGAUUACAAACAUAUUCAGGUCAAUGUGAGAGUGUGUGUGUUCCAGUUAGGAGAGCAGGGCGUGAAGCUGUCAGAGGGACAGAAACAGAGGAUCAGUUUGGCCCGAGCCGUCUACGCCAAGAAAGACCUGUACCUGCUGGACGACCCUCUGUCUGCGAUGGACGCUCCUGUCGGGAAACACAUCUUUGAGGAGUGCAUCAGGAAGCAGCUGCUGGGGAAGACCGUCAUCCUGGUCACCCACCAGCUGCAGGUCUGUGUCUCUUUACAUCUCAGCCUCUCCUCUUCCGUUUCACAGACACUAAACCUCUCUCUCUCUCUCUCUCUCUCUCUCUCUCUCUCUUUCUCUCUCUCCCUCUCUCUCUCAGUACAUGGAGUCCUGUGAUGAAGUCCUGGUCCUGAAGGAGGGGACAGUCCUGGAAAAAGGAAGUCACCUGGAUCUGAUGGAGGCAGAGGGACACUACGCCGAGCUCAUCAACAAACACCAAACUCAGGAGGAGCGGGUAUUUAUCUUUACUGACUUUAUUUAUGCUUUUAAAGUUGCAGCGAAACGAAACUUAGAGAUUCUGAUUUUUCUGACAGCCUCAGAGAGAAGAGAGAGAGACGACGGUGGAGCUGAACAACCACAUGAACGGAGGGAUUAUCAAUCCAGGUACACAGAGCAGACAUCCACAACCUUCAGCCUCCAUUUCCUCAUAUUUAACACCUGAUAUAUAAACUUUUGUUUCCUCACAGCCUUUGACAUAGUGGGCGAGGACAUUGAUGCACCUUCAUCUGACUGCAAACGUAAGUAUGGAAAUAUGGAAAAAUUUCAUAUUGUCUUUUUUUUUUCCAGAAUCACAAUUUUAUCUGGAUUUAUUCAGAUUUUAACAACAAACAACUUAACAUUUAUCUUAACUGUUGGUCUCAUUCUUAAAUAAGACUGAACACACAAAAGUCAACAUUUUCAAAAAUGAAAGGUAGUCGUAUGAAUAAUAAUAAAAAUCACUUAAAACUAAGUUACUUUUAUCAACGUGUAACACAUCAAUUCUGUGGUUAAAAUAAAGUGUUUCAGAGGAAAAGACAUUUAUUCAGAUACAUGUUAGAGAUACAGCUUUGGCAGAUCAUCGUCACUUUUGAAUCCUUCACAGUCGAAGAUCAUCAGAUCGCACACCCCUACGUGUGACUGAGCAUUCCCUCAAAUUGAAGUUUAGUCGCCACAGUCCUCCUCUCAUCUGGAGUUUUGUGCUGUUAAACUGUAAAACUCCUUAAUGCAGAAAAUUCUGCAAAAUUCUCUCCUACGUUUAAUCCUGAAACCAAAAUAUGUCGUGUUAAAUCCACUCUGAACUGAGUCAUCAAUUCGAUUCUUCAUUUCGACUCAAUAAUUCUCAGUAACAGUAACUUAAUGAUAUGUGGUUAUCAGAUAAAAACUGAUGUGGUUCACUUUAGUCUGAAAAUCAAAAACAUGGAUUUAUGAUGUUUGUUUUCUCUGUGAAGCUGCUGAUCAGCUGAUCCGUCAGGAGAUCAGCAGGAAGAGUUCGGUCACCUGGAGGACGUUUCAAGAGUACUGUCGGGCAGCAGGUGGUAAAAACACAAAUAUUCUGUGUAUUUAAGACGGUGAAUAAACACAGCAGAGGUUUCAGCCUGUUUUCUUCCUGCAGGAUACUGUGCAAGCUUCUCCAUCUUCCUCGUCUUCGUCCUGAUGACCAUCACGAUGGCUCUGAGCUACGGCUGGAUCAGCUUGUGGUUGUGGUCAGGACACGGGGUGAGAUACGUACACUCCACGCUGAUGAAAUGACGGUUUCUUGUGAUGUGUAAAUCAUAUUUAGAGUUUAGAGAUCUCUGUCCUUCUCUUGGAGCUCCAGUACAGAGUUUAAAAGUCUUAACCUAGUGGACACUGGGAGAACUGCACUUUUUUUUUGCAUGCAUGAGUUAUAAAAAGUUUCUCCCCGCUUACCACCGUGCCCAGAGGCAGCUGAUGUUUUUCCACAGCCUGACUCUCUCUGUUGUUUUGUUUCUCAGCUCGGCAACGUGACAUCUGCUGAUCAAGGAAACCUCUCGGCGAACCCUGACCUCCUCUUCUAUCAGCUGGGGUUCGCUGCGAUGGUCAGCACCCUGCUGACUAUCUACAUGAUCAAAUGUUUCUGCUACAUCAAGGUCACGUUUCGUGCCUCCAACACGCUGCACAACAGCCUGCUGGACAAAGUAAGAAACUCAGACUCACCAACCAACCAGUGAAAAAACUUUUACACAUUUAUUUAACAGAAUAUGAAAUAUGAAUGAAGUGUAAAAUGUCACGUGUUUCAGAGUUAAACACAAAGACAGAAAAGCAGCAAAAUAAGCACCUUUUAAAUACUUUUAAUAAUCAUACUCUGUAUCUAAAAGGACACUUGUUAUCAGAAAUAAUGAGGAUAAUUCAUGUUAUUCUCUGUUCACUAUAGGAGUGCAGGUGUACAGCUAAAUUAGUGAGCAAAUAGGUUUGUUCAUAAACCUGUUGUUUAAAAUUUAAUACAUCUGUUUUUUGUAUAUCUAAUAAUAAUGAAAAUAAUAACAUUAAUAAUAAUAAUGAUGAUAAUAAUUGUUUUUAUUAUAAUAGUUAUGAAAAUAAUGAAAAUAAUAACAAUAACAAAAUAGGUGAUAAUAAUUGUUUUUAUUAUAACAGUAAUGAUAAUAAUAACAGUAGAAGUAAUAAUGAUAAUAAUAAUGAUAAUAAUAAUAAUACAAAAUUAAAAUAAAAUAAUAGUAACAACAACAAUAAUAAUUAAUAUUAAUUAAUUAAUUAUUAAUAAAUAAUUAACAAUAAAUUAUUUAUAAUAAUAAUAAUAUAACAAUAAUAAUAAUAAUAAUAAAUAUAAUUAUAUUACAAUUACAAUAAUAAUAAUAUUCAUAAUAAUAAUAUUAAUAAUAUUAAUAAAAAUAACAACAACAACAAAAAAUAAUAAUAAUAAAAUUUAAUUUAUUCCACUUCCUCCAAAUUAUCGUUAAUCUCAUUAUCUGAAAAUUUUCUUCCCGCUGAUCUGUGAACUUUUUAAUUCUUCGGACUUUUAUUUGCAGAAGUUUUAAACAUGAGACCCAGCACUGUUUGCGUUUUACUGCAGAUGUUUUAGGAUUGACGAAGGGCGCCCUCCAGUGGCCAUUCUAGGAACUGCAGUUUUAUGGUGUUUGACUUGAGCUAAGCUUUAAGUAAAUCUUGGGGCAGGCAGAGCUCAUGCAGUUGUCCCGGUACAGCUGAAGUGUUGUGCGUUUUGUCACUGAUGAUUCGACUCUGCUGAUUGGUUGUUGUCCUCCUCAGGUCGUUUCAAGUCCAAUGAGCUUCUUUGAGACGACUCAGAUCGGACACAUCCUCAGAUGUUUCUCCAAACGUCAGGAUGAGAUCGACUCUUUGUUGCCUCAUCAUCUCAACGGCAUGCUCACGCUGUGGCUGAUCGCCUUCUGCGUCUGCAUCAUCAACCUCGUCAUCUUCCCCAUCAUGCUGCUGCCGGUGUUCAUCCUGCUGACGGUCUUGACCUUCCUGCUCUGGUGGGUCGACACUGAGCCGUGAUACUAACAAACGCCAGAUUUGAUUGUAGAGCUCAGGACUUUGGUUGAACGCCGCCUUUGUUUCUCUGCAGGAUGUUCAAGGGAAACAUCAUUCAGCUUCAGAGGAUGGAGAGCAUCAGUCGUGCCGCCAGCGCCUCUGUGUGCACCUCCAUCGCUCAGGGCCUCGGCACCAUCCAGACCUACAACAAGAUGGACAACUUCACGGAGCUGUAAGAUAAACUCUGUCGCUCUGAAACGUCUCCAAUAUCUGAGAAGAUUUGGAGAAGGAGAAAGCUGUAGAAGAAUCUCAGAGGAUAAGCGUCUCAUCCUGUUUGUGUUUCAGGUUUAAGAAGCUGUCAGACGCCAACACCAACCACCUCCUACUCUCCCACUACGGGUCGCGUUGGCUCAGCUUCCAGACGGAGUCUCUGUGCGCCAUCAUGACGCUGCCGGUGGCUUUGUUGGUCAUCUUCGUCUCCAAUGACGUCACCGACCCUGCCAUGAAAGCCCUCGCUCUGAGCCGCAUCCUAAGGGUACGCACUCCCCCUCUUAAGUACCCUCAGGAUGAACAAUAACCUCAGAGUGAUUCCUCAUUUCUAAGUCGUCUGUGAAUCUCGACCUGAUGGCGUGUUUUUGUGGUUUUAACAGCUGACGAGUAAAUCUCAGGCUAUGAUCCAGACUCUGCUGGACACGGAGGUCAGGUUCAUCUCUGUGGAGCGAGUCCUUCAGUACAUCAAGGUCAGUUUUUGCAGUUUCGGCUGUUUCCUUCUGGUUUGCACAUCCUCACCCCCAAUUUCCAACACACCCAGACAGCGGCGAUUUUCACCAUCCGCCAAUCCCUACAGGAUUUAGGGGAAUUUUGUGGCAGGAAUCGUGAGAACUCAAAAGAAAUCACAAGUUCACCAGCAAUCACACGAUAACCAGUUGACUCUCUAAAGACAGACACAUAGACAUAUAAGCAGUAGAUUGUGUCCUUCCAGAGGAGGAAAUCUACUUCUAGACUUCUAGAAUCAGCAUCUCCUCAUCCAUGGUGUCAUCGGGGUGAAAUGACGUCUAAAAACCUUUCACUUGUUCAUGUUUUAUUUUGAAAAGAAGCCGGAUGUUUUAUUUUGUGUCUGUGCCCGACUUCCUUUCCAGCACGGGUUAAUCUGUGCUGAAUUUAUCCGCCAUGCUCCGGCGUCCAGAAAAAAUAGAACUCUGGUGAUCAGCUGAGGAGUCCGGUGAUCCGCAAUUGACACAUUAACAUUAACUUGAAUGGAAACUAUCAGCUACGAUCGGAGGAUACGGCCUUUUCUUAGUCGUUCCAGAUGCAGUGUAAAUUUGGGGUCAAAGUGAGUCUCAGGUCUUCAUCUGUUUUCUGCACCAUCUACAGAAUUACGAAGGGUAUUCCACCGAUGAUGUUCAAGCUCAAACAGGCCCAUGAAUGUUUGCAGCUCUGUGCAGUUUGCUCUUGUUCUGUAUCUGGAUGGAGAGCUGAGCUGUUAGCAUCUCUGUGAAUUCUCAUACUUGCAGAACUCAAUCAGUCCUGGUACCAGACCUGAGCUUAGGUAUCAGACGGUACCGAUUCUGAGAUGGUUUGAAGAUAUUUUUCCUCACUGUCAGAUGCGUAUCGAUUGUUGCCGCCGGUCACUUUAGAUUUGCAACCACACUGAAACUCAAAGAGAAAACAGAGACAUCCCGGAUAACAACAGACCGUGAAAGAAAAGCCGCUGCUCUGUGACGUGACCCUGACUCUCGGUUGUGUUUCAGGGCUGCAGGUCUGAGUCUUCAAGGCAGCUUCAAGUGGAUCAGGUCUCAGAGGACUGGCCUCAGCAUGGAGCCGUCACUUUCCUGGAUUAUGAAAUGAGGUACAGGCAGAACUUACCCGUCGUCCUCAACAGGCUGCAGGUCCACAUCAGAGCUGGGGAGAAGCUCGGCGUUGUGGGAAGAGCCGGAUCAGGUGGAGAAACACUGAAACCUUCAAAUCCGAAGAUAGGUAUCAAAGAUUUUGAGAUGAAGACGGAAAAAAAAUCAUCUUUGUGUUUUCAGGGAAGUCUUCUCUGGCGGCGGCUCUGUUUCGGCUGGUUGAUCCGGCUGCAGGAAGCGUCCUGAUAGACGGGGUGGACAUCACCUCCGUACAUCUGUCCAACCUGCGUUCAAAACUGUCCAUCAUCCCUCAGGACCCGGUGCUGUUCACAGGAACUGUCAGGUAAAGUGUUACCGUCUUAUCAACCUCAGCCACAGGGGGCGUGUCUUUAUGUGAAGGUGUUUGUCUGCAGGUACAAUCUGGACCCUUUUAACCGCCACAGUGAUGAGGAGAUCUGGGCGGCGCUGGAGAAGACCUACAUGAAAGACACAGUACGAUUCUGAUUCUGAGGUUAUUUGAUGCAACAGCUGUGGUGCUUGACUCUGAUUGGACGUCAUUUGUGAUUGGUCAGAUAAGCAACCUGGACGGAAAGCUGCAGGCGGAGCUGACGGACAACGGAGGGAAACUGUCUGUUGGACAGAGACAGCUGAUGUGUCUGAGUAGAGCUCUGCUACGAGACUCCAAGGUCCGUCUGUCUGUCCAUUCGUCUCCGUCUUUUUCCUGUCGUGUCUCGUCCAUGAUUGAUCGUCUCUCUGUCUCCCUCAACAGAUCGUCUUAUUGGACGAAGCGACGGCGUCUGUCGAUUCAGAGACCGACGCUCUGAUCCAGAUCGCCAUGAACGAGGCGUUCAGGUGCUGCACCGUCCUCACCAUCACUCAUCGAAUCAACUCGGUCCUGCAGGCAGACCGGGUCCUGGUCCUGGACCAGGGAGAGGUAACCAACACAGACCACAGUUUGACCCGAGAACAACGAAAUAAAUAUUUAGAAUUAAAAUCGAUAAGAGAGGAUCAGUUUGACAUAUGAAAUAAUUUUCCAGAUUAUCCAGAUUUUUUUAUCUGAAAACUCAAUUUUUGAUUUUUUUAUUUAGUGUCAACUUCUCCAAACUUCACUUUAAUAAAAAGUUUCUUCAUCAUCUCUCAAAACCAAACCAGUGAAAACGAUGUAGUACAUAUGCCAAGCCAGUAAGUGGCGCUGUAACGCUGUAAGAGGAAAAUUGAUUUGAUGAUUGUCGUAAUCGUCAUAAUCGAAUGAUCCGAUUACGAUUUAAAAUCAAUUAAUCAUGCAGCCCUAGGUGGUCCACAAAUUCUUUCUUCUUCUUCUUCUUCUUCUUCUUAUUAUUAUUAUUACUAUUAUUGUUGUUAUUAUUAUUAUUAUUGUUGUUGUUGUUGUUGUUGUUGUUGUUGUUGUUGUUAUUAUUACUAUUAUUAUUAUUAUUAUUAUUAUUAUUAUUAUUAUUAUUAUUAUUAUUAUUAUUAUUACUAUUAUUAUUAUUAUUAUUAUUACUAUUAUUAUUAUUAUUAUUAUUAUUAUUAUUACUAUUAUUGUUGUUAUUAUUAUUAUUAUUGUUAUUGUUCGUGUAGUAUAAUUUUCUUUUUCUUUUGCUUGUCUGACAAUUGUAAUAUUUAUUUAUUUAUUUAUUUAUUUUUUCAUUAUUAUUCACAUAUAUAAUACACACACACCACACACACACACACACACACACAAAACCACAAAUGCCAUUGUUUGUUGUAUGUCUUGUAUUGUCACACUGCACAAAUUUAAAAAAUUAAAAAAUUAAAAAAUCGUGCAGCCCUACAGUUCACAGACCAAACAGCUGAACAGAAAGUGUCUCCUCUCUUGAUUGAUCCCGUCGUGUUUCAGGUUUUCUGUGUAACAGUUUCUGUUCUCGUCCUGCAGGUGGUCGAGUUCGAUCAUCCGGACGUGUUGAGACAAAAUCCAGACUCACUUUUCUCACAGCUGCUGAAAGCUGCGAACGCCGGGCCGUCCUGACGUCCACAAACAAAGACGAGUAUUUAAAGCCUCUGUGAGGAGUUUUUAACCAGACUGACAUGGACACCAGUGCAAGAAAGAGAACUGGACCGUCUACUACAGGA
Xyrichtys novacula (pearly razorfish) is the source of this 13241-nucleotide messenger RNA. The record is from the annotation of a GenBank genome assembly. Lineage: Eukaryota; Metazoa; Chordata; Actinopteri; Labriformes; Labridae.